AUGUCUUCAUCGCUGGAAAAAACUGGUCUUUGUACCAGAAAGAAAGUUCACAUCAUCCCUACUGAGUGGGCUUCGUACCCGACGCAAACUCUAGAUUGCAUAGUAUAUUCUGGCGUUAAAGAACACUGAAAUCGUUACAAAACAGUAAAGGGAGCUUGAAUUACAAUCGGUUAAGUGUCAGCUGAAGCGAAACUCUACAAAGGCUACGUUUGGAUGCGUAAGGAGUCCGACCAGACUCGAAAACCAUUUUCAUCGGAGUAUUCUGUAGCGUUGAUUGAUAAUUAUCCGUAA
Molecule: messenger RNA, 291 nt
Organism: Cotesia congregata
Lineage: Eukaryota; Metazoa; Arthropoda; Insecta; Hymenoptera; Braconidae
Source: the annotation of a GenBank genome assembly